Prorocentrum cordatum is the source of this 1965-nucleotide messenger RNA. The record is from the annotation of a GenBank genome assembly. Lineage: Eukaryota; Dinophyceae; Prorocentrales; Prorocentraceae.
GAGGAGACGCUCAAGUUGGGGUUGGAUGAUGCUUCAGCCCUCAUCAAGCAUGCCAAGCUCGACCUUGGCGAGGCCGAGUUUCGCGAGACGGCGCAGCGGACUCCCGACGCCCUAUUGCGCGCAGAGGAGAUCAAGGGUGUGGUCGACGCGCUCUGCGAGAAGCUCGCAGAGAAGAGGGCUGCGUACGAGAUCGUGGCGGGUGAGCUGGUGCAGAUCCAGGCUGAGGUCAACUUGGCUCGAGCUGCCAUGCUUGCCCAGCCAAGUCCGUCUGGCAGUGGUCCCCCUGAGCUCCAGGUGGCCAUGCAGCGGUUGGACACUAUCAUUCAAGCGGUACUUGCAAUUAUCCUGGCGGGCAACCACGAGUCCAUGCUGGCUGGCAUCGCUACAGAUGCAGUUCGCGCAGGUGCAGCAGGCGGCAGGAGGCGGGGCCGAGCAGGCCACUCCAAUAGUGCAGGCGCCAGCGGCAAAGGCAUCGCAGCCCAGGGCGCCAUCGGCCGCGCGGUCCACGCCACAUCGCAGCAGCGCGUCCGCAACCAUGGCGGCGCGCUUUUCCCGCGGCUCACGCCGGCGAGGGGCCCCCGCCCGCGGCCUUCGCGGGGGCGCCCCAAUGCGUCUGCCCUCGUCGGCGCGCCCCUCGCGGAGAUCGCGGCCGUGCACUUCGCGCUACAGUUGGAGUUCCCGCGGCGUCUCCGCGCCCGUCUCGGCGCGCUCUGCCCGGCGGACGGCGCCCUCUCGGGGGUGGAAGUGGACGACUCCGACGAGGCGCGGGUGGAGCUCGGCGACCCGCAGUAUUCCUGGACAGAGCGGGUGGAAGUGGACGACUCCGACGAGGCGCGGGUGGAGCUCGGCGACCCGCAGUAUUCCUGGACAGAGCGGGUUGAAGCCGAUGUUCAAUUCGGACCAGGUACCUCGGCGUCGCUUGUUUUGAGGCUGCUGCAGCGUCGCAUCGAGGACGUCGCGCACGCGGUGGUCAACUUCUGCUGCGUGCCCCUAGGUUGCCUCCCAGCUGGUCUUGUUCUGGAGGCGUCGUCGUAUUUGAUCGGCAUCUUCAACCAGGUGGACUUCUGGGCUGACAUCUGGGACGGGGCCGGCGAGCCAGCGUGCGUUGAUGGGCUUCGAGGUGAGCUCGCGCGCCCUCGGGGUUCGGGGCCGAGGAUGCCGCCCAUGGGCACGCGCGUGCUCCGUCGGGCCUCCAUGAGCUUCCCAGCCAGGUUUCCGUGGCUCGACUCGAUGUCGCGUCUGGCUUUGCAGAUGCACGGCAUGGCGGUACGUGUGCAGAAAAGAGCCAUCGACAUCACCUACGGGGUGCUCUACUUUCCUUCCCAGCCACGGUCGCACAAAGAGAACGGAGUCUACCACGAGAGUGUGAAGGCCCUUGCUCGCUGGUGGCGCUCAGUCCUGCAGGCGUUCCCCUGCCGCACACUCCCGCUGUUCUAUGCGGGCAUAAACGACGGCAUCGGGGCACAGGCAGUUCGGCAUUUGCUGAUGGAGCAAAAAAUGGCUUCGGCGACCUCUUACAGCUCCUUUGCGUACACCUACUGGUCGUUGAACACACCGUCCACGGGCAGCAUGCUAGACUACUGGUUUCUUCCCCGAGGCUGGCUGGAACGCUUGAGCAGAUGCCAUCUCGCCCGAGACCUUGGCGACAACCCGAUUCGAGGAAUUCCGCCGAGGGACCACAUCCCCGUUUUAUUGGAAAUCGGCUGCGAAAAGGAUGCGGACGUUCUCCCACCAGCCCCACCUCCGAGGCUCAAUGGCGACGCGAUGAUGGCGGCCAUCUUACGGGGGGAACAGAAGCAGGAUUUUCUCGGGGCCUUCCUCACCGAACCAGCAGAGAAUGAUGAACAUCUACGCGAGCUGGCUAAUAAGAACGCCCCUGAUGACAUGUGGGAAGCCUCAGCAGCAAUCAUGACAUCCUCGGGGGCGAACGCCGACGCCACUUUGAGCAACGCACUGAACAUCGAC